Messenger RNA from Schistocerca piceifrons (Central American locust), 2028 nucleotides. RefSeq names its product protein ILRUN. The record is from RefSeq and is a predicted model, not a curated record. Lineage: Eukaryota; Metazoa; Arthropoda; Insecta; Orthoptera; Acrididae. The coding region runs from base 170 to 874 and encodes 234 amino acids. Gene Ontology annotation, biological process: macroautophagy. Gene Ontology annotation, molecular function: ubiquitin binding. Gene Ontology annotation, cellular component: phagophore assembly site. The transcript has 5 exons.
GUAAUUUAGUUUCGAGGCCUUCCAGGAGUGCAGAGAGAUUAAACGACAAAAGAUUUGCAAAUUCAUUGAUGUGGUGGUUUGGUCAGUAGAGUGGAUUAGUUUGGGUCGGUGCUUCCGAAGAUAAUUAGUUCACUUUACUUGGUGAAUCUGUAAUUCAUGAACGGCGAAAAUGGAUGUUGACAGCGAUAUAGAUCAAACGCUCCUGCAGCAAUUCAGCUGUAUGGGAACAACAGAUCGCGAUGAAUUAGUUAAACAGCUACAGUCGUUGAUAGGAAAUUUGAAUGAAACAGCAGCAGUUUUCUUUUUGGAAAUGAAUAAUUGGAAUCUCCAGGAAGCAGUUUGCUCGUACUUCGAUUUUGAGUCACCAUACAAGCUUCCGUCAAUGUCCCUAGUACGGGAUGUGACAGUUGGAGAAGGGGAAAGUAUACCACCGUUGACGAAGUUCACAAAAUCGUGGAGGGUUCAGAACACUGGUACUGAGAUGUGGCCAGAUGGAUGUUCACUUCGGUUCAGUGGUGGUGACAGGCUCUGUGCUCCGGAAAGGCUUGCAGUAGCACCAAUUGCACCAGGAUGUACACUUGAUAUAUCUCUUGAAAUGGUUAGUCCUGAACAAACAGGGAUGUAUGAGAGCAAGUGGCGAAUGGUUACACCAGCAGGUUGCUACUUUGGAGAUGUUAUAUGGGUUAUUGUCACUGUGGCGGAGGGAGGCACUAUGGCACUGACACAACAGUUGUCUCAUCUCAAUGACCUAGGUUCCCCACUGCGCCAGGUUAACCACUCUAGUCUGAAUCCAUUUGGUCCUUCUCCCACUCAGACAUUGUUCCAGGAUUCUGUUCAGCAGACCCAAGAUGGAGAUACUAACAUGAUGUGUUAACACUGUUGAGAGAAACUUGUAAAAAGACUGUUCAUUGUAAUUUGGACUUUGGUGUACAUAAGAAUAGUGAGUGAAGUUGGUACUUCUGUGAUUUAGUGUGCUGUAUAAGGACCAAUUGUACUUUUACUCCCUUAUUAUAGGUGCAGGAUAUGUGGUACUUAUUUCAGUUCACCCUGUUUCACUCCUCCUCUUAGUGAUUUAACAGUCUUUCUGAUACUUGUUUGUACAGGUGCUGAGCAUUUUCUAGAAAUUUUUUGAUCAGAAUUUGAAAAUUGUCUACAUAAAAACAAUUUUUCUUAAUUUUUUGUGUUUUAAAGUGCAGAUCAGUUGAGAUAUUUUGCAUUACUCUUACGUAGUUAUUGGAGCUUCUGACACAACCUAUGUCAUCUUUGUGAGACUUUUUUUACUCUUAAUUUGCUUCAUAGUUUCCCUAUUUUCUAUUUAUAUUUUUCUUGUGACUCAUAAAGACUGUGAAAUACUACCAAUGCAGUCUACACAUCAUCUUUAAAGCACACUACUCAUCUUUGGACUGUUCCUGCAGUCUUCAUUCAGAUUUUAAAUUAUGCAUUUCAUUUCAGUGUCAGUAUUGAUAUGAAAGAUAUUUGUAAAUGCCAUUUACUUCACAUUUUAAAGAGAACAAGUACUUGACUUUUGGCUUCCAAUUUCUGCUUUGUAUUUGUCUGCAGAAUAUUUCUCAACUUCGUUCAGCUCUGCACCGACUGAUCAAAUUGAGCAUUUACUAAGAGUAGCAUUGUCUUGCACAUGGAGUAGAUGUUUGCUUAAUUUCAUAAAUGAACUGCAGUGACAAUUUUCUCUGAUAAGAGAAAAGGCUGAAUCAGAUACCUUACCUUUGGAUACUUAAAGGCCUGCCUGUCUUGUAUUUUGUAGGUUGCAUGACAAAGUCAAAGUUGAAACUUAUUGUAGGGGUAUGAGUAGAUUUUUAACACGUUCUUGGACUAGCCUGUAAUAUGUGAUUAGUGUUGAGUUUUUAUUGCUAUGAUCUGAUGUUUAAACCUCUCCCAGUUGUAAAAAUCCUGAAAGAAAGUUAUUGUUACACAAGAAAAGAAAAACUCAGAACUUUAGCAUUAAAAAGUUAAUUUUGGAUGAGGAUGAGAUUUAUGCUGUAACAGAGGAAAUAAAGAAACUUGAUGCUG